AGGUGGUUCAUGUACUCUGGCGGGGAAGGAGAAGUCAGGCGCUCCGGGCUCGCCCGCUAGGUCGGGGCCGCGGCGUCCCCCACCCUAAGUCCCACCUCCGGCCGGGCAUGGGUACCCGGGCGGGCCUGCCUCGGCCUGGGCCCACUCACUGGUCCAGAAGCAGCUGUAGGUGCCCACCAAGCCCAUGACGACGCUGCUGGCCAGGGUCCAGGAGUCUCGCUCUGUCGCCAGACUGGAGUGCAGUGGCACAAUCUCGGCUCACUGCAACCUCCGCCUCCCGGGUUCAAGCUAUUCUCCUGCCUCAGCCUCCUGAGUAGCUGGGACUACAGGCGCAGGUCGCCACGCCCGGCUAAUUUUUUUUUUUUUUUGUAUUUUAGUAGAGAUGGGGUUUCACCAUGUUGCCCAGGUUGGUCUCGAACUCCUGAGCUCAGGCAGUCCACCCACCUCAGCCUCCCAAAGUGCUAGGAUUACAGGCAUGGGCCACCGCACCCGGCAGUUUUUUAUUUUUAUUUUUAUUUAUUUUUAUUUUUGAGACAGAGUCUUGCUCUGUUGCCCAGGCUGGAGUGCAGUGACGAGAUCUCAGCUCAUUGCAACCUCUGCCUCCCAGGUUCAAGCGAUUCUUCUGUCUCAGCCUCCUGAGUAGCUGGGAUUACAGGCGCAAGCCACCACACCUGGCUAAUUUUUGUAUUUUUAGUAGAGGCUGGGUUUCUUCAUGUUGGUCAAGCUGGUCUCGAACUCCCGGCCUCAGGUGAUCUGUCUGCCUCUCCUCCCAAAGUGUGAGUCAUCCUACCUGGCCUGUUUUUUAUUUUUAAACCAUAAUUUAUUGAUUUUUUUUUUUGAGAUGGAGUCUCGCACUGUCGCCCGGGCUGGAGUGCGAGUGCAGUGGUGUGAUCUCGGCUCACUGCAAGCUCCGCCUUCCAGGCUCAAGCAAUUCUCCUGCCUCAGCCUCCUGAGUAGCUGGGAUUACAGGCGCCCACCACCACGCCGGGCUAAUUUUUUGUAUUUUUAGUAGAAACGGGUUUCAUUAUGUUGGCCAGGCUGGUCUUGAACGCCUGACCUCGUAUCCACCCGCCUCAGCCUCCCAAAGUGCUGGGAUUACAGGCAUGAGCCACCACGCCCAGCCCAUAAUUUAUUGAUUUUUUAAAAUUUGUCCAGCCUUCUAUUACCACGUCGAAUCCAUUAGCUACAGCCAUCCCAUGAGAAGCUGAGUGGAUUCAGCCCCACCUCCUGCUCACAGACCCUGUCCGAGCACCUCAUUUGUCCCAACAGCAUUACUGCAGGACCCCCAGGACGUUGGACUGCCAGCUCCCUGGGUCUCCUCCUCUCUGGGGCAGAUCCUCAGUCCUCCCUUGACUUCACGACUGUGGCCAGAUCAUGUGUGGACUGUCCCUCUCUUUGGGUCUCCAGAGCGCUUGCAUCAAACACCCCUAACUCAGAAGUGUGCAGCCACACUGGGACUCAGAACCCAACAACAGGGACAGAAGACUCACGCCCUUGGGGUGCCCGGUCUCGUGGCAUCAGGCAUGACUUCCAGCUCCUGCGCCUUCCCCAGCAACUGCUGACUGGGGACCCAGACCGGGAGCUGAGCGACGGGCCUGGCGAGCGAAGCUCGGGGUCUCACUCAGGCACCAGCCCCUCCUUGCCCCAGGCUUGAGUGACUCACAGCCCUAUUCAGGCAGGAGCUGCUCUUCUGGGGUAUCGCGAUCCACUUAAGGAUGAGGCAGACUUGGUGACAAGCUGGUCUGAGCAGGUAUGGGAGCCCCCUGGGGAGACGGAAGAAGGGAGGAAGUUGCCUUCUGCCUGGGGAGGGUUUGAGAGGGAGAGGGAAGCCUAGGGCUCCCACCAAGGCUGAUAUUGACAGCCAGGGUUUGGGGCUGAAGCCAGGAACCGUCGCUCUCUCUGGUUCUUACUGGUAGCCCUCAUGGGGGUCCCUGACGCCAGAGCCUCCAAGGCUGCAUGUGCCAGCCCAGGGCUGCCCACAUACCCAUGUAUAUCCCAGAAUAGGCACCAGGGUAGGGAACCCAAACUAGCAUGAGUGACAGAGCAGGUGGUCAGGGAGAAACAGACAUCAAACCCAGCCAGGAGAGAGACACCGCAACAGAGAGACAGAGAAGGGAAACCAGAGACGAGAGGGAAAGUGAGACAGAGACGGACAGAGCCUCAGAGAGGUAGGAAGUGAGCCCGAAGGGAAGGUGACAGGUUGAUAGAGAAAAGCAGGCAGACAGAGCAGAGGAACUCAUGCCUCAGGAUGCAAAAGCCACAUGGACAGGGCGUGGAGCAAGGAGCCGAGCCCUGCAAGGUCAGCGCUUCCAGAGCCAGAACUGAGCCCAGUGAGAGCGCACCCUGGGGCAGCCUGGAUUCCUGGGGUGUCCCCGGCAGCCACACACAGCCAUGCACUACCCAACUGCACUCCUCUUCCUCAUCCUGGCCAAUGGGGCCCAGGCCUUUCGCAUCUGCGCCUUCAAUGCCCAGCGGCUGACACUGGCCAAGGUGGCCAGGGAGCAGGUGAUGGACACCUUAGUUCGGAUACUGGCUCGCUGUGACAUCAUGGUGCUGCAGGAGGUGGUGGACUCUUCCGGCAGCGCCAUCCCGCUCCUGCUUCGAGAACUCAAUCGAUUUGAUGGCUCUGGGCCCUACAGCACCCUGAGCAGCCCCCAGCUGGGGCGCAGCACCUACAUGGAGACGUAUGUGUACUUCUAUCGGUCACACAAAACACAGGUCCUGAGUUCCUACGUGUACAACGAUGAGGAUGACGUCUUUGCCCGGGAGCCAUUUGUGGCCCAGUUCUCUUUGCCCAGCAAUGUCCUUCCCAGCCUGGUGUUGGUCCCGCUGCACACCACUCCUAAGGCCGUAGAGAAGGAGCUGAACGCCCUCUACGAUGUGUUUCUGGAGGUCUCCCAGCACUGGCAGAGCAAGGACGUGAUCCUGCUUGGGGACUUCAAUGCUGACUGCGCUUCACUGACCAAAAAGCGCCUGGACAAGCUGGAGCUGCGGACUGAGCCAGGCUUCCACUGGGUGAUUGCCGAUGGGGAGGACACCACAGUGCGGGCCAGCACCCACUGCACCUAUGACCGCGUCGUGCUGCACGGGGAGCGCUGCCGGAGUCUGCUGCACACUGCGGCUGCCUUUGACUUCCCCACGAGCUUCCAGCUCACCGAGGAGGAGGCCCUCAACAUCAGUGACCACUACCCCGUGGAGGUGGAGCUGAAGCUGAGCCAGGCGCACAGCGUCCAGCCUCUCAGCCUCACUGUUCUGUUGCUGCUAUCACUCCUGUCCCCUCAGCUGUGCCCUGCUGCCUGAGCGUCCCCCUACCCCCCCAGGGCCUGCUGCCUUUUGGGACUUAAACCCCAGCCUCCCCCGUCCAUCCAGCCCUGGGGCUGGGGGGCUUCAACUAUAGUUGCCCUGUGACUGUAGUCCACCCCUGCCUGCCUUGUUUGAUUUGGCUCUUGUUCUUUGGUUGGGCUUGUGCCUAGAUUAGGAGAGGAAGCCAGGGGCCCUGCACUCAUGCCACCUGCCAGGUAGUGUAGUAUCAGGAGUGGAGACAAAGUGGGCUCUGGGUUGGGGUAGGGGAAGGGAGGGUUCAGAAAGAGGAAUGAAGAUGUUGUAUGACAAGAAGGAAAGUUACUGAGAACAAAAACCCAGAUUGGUGAGAUAGGACACUUGUGCAGCAGAUAUGCCAAUGGGCCAUGUUUAUUGUGGAUUGGUAAGAAUCACCAGGAAACCAUUAAGCCCCAAUAGCUACAAGGAGGGUGGUUAAUCUGCUAUAUCAAACUCCUUCCCUGAAACCAGCAAACACCGGGAAACAUUUUGGCUCAUUAUAAUCCGGUGAACAAUGCAGUCAGGCCUGUUAUAACCGCUGAGCAGCCACACUCGCACCUCCUGGGUGCUGUAGUCUGUGUUGGUACAGGCUUCUGCAUGCCUGGUAAAGUCCAGCCAAGGCUGGUCAAGGCAACAUCUCCACACAGAAAAUCUGCACCAGUUAUGUAAGCUAAAAAGCUGUGUGAACCCAGGUGUCCCGGAAAGGGGCUGCAGGACACAGCAAAAUGCCAGCAGCAUGCCGGACCCCUCCCUUCCAUCCUCCUCUCCAAAGAAGAGAGGUCAGGAAAAACACUGGCUGGGACGCUAGAAGGGUCAUGUGUUAACUAUAAUCACAUUUAUGGUUUGGAACCAUCACCCCAAGGUAAAAAAAAAAUAAAAGGUAUUCCCAGGUAUGUUUGGCAAAAUAAAAUAAAGGUAAUUAAAAACCUAAGAAAUGGCUGUAAACUGAGAUUACAAAAAACCAGAGGCCUUUUGGGAGCCACAGGCUGGGGGCUGGGGCCAACAUACCCCAGCUCUGGGACCAAAAGCCUUUGGAGUCCUGUCCCUGGAUACAGAUGCUCAGGCCACCCACCUAGCACUCCUCUCAUUUUUGCUGCUCCCCCAAAAGCCAGCGCUGUUCUACAAUAGUUCAGGUCAGACAUCUAAGAUCCCCAGGCCAAACCAUGCCACACACGUGUCUGUUCCGAGGUCUUGUUACAAAUGACCAAAGGUUAGCCUAGACCUUUGGUCAGGUGGUGAAGGCCCUGGGAAUGCAGGUUCUAGAAGGGGUGGGGGCAUGGGGCCCAGGAGGUUGCUAGAGAUAGGAAAUGGGGCAAAUCGCAGGUGACCUCAGCAGUACCUGGAUGAUUCCCACCAAGGAGGAAUGGCCAAACCAGAUGGGUGAGAACAAGCCCAAUGUGAUGCACACCUACCCUUGCUAAAUAAACGCUGCUGGUCAGCCUCUAGCCCACAA
Messenger RNA from Homo sapiens (human), 4771 nucleotides. RefSeq names its product deoxyribonuclease 1 like 1 (gene DNASE1L1). The transcript is spliced from 10 exons. NCBI's taxonomy places the organism in Eukaryota, Metazoa, Chordata, Mammalia, Primates, Hominidae. Gene Ontology annotation, cellular component: endoplasmic reticulum. Gene Ontology annotation, molecular function: DNA nuclease activity; catalytic activity. The record is from RefSeq and is a predicted model, not a curated record. The coding region runs from base 2392 to 3300 and encodes 302 amino acids. Gene Ontology annotation, biological process: DNA catabolic process.